Serinus canaria (Common canary) is the source of this 2545-nucleotide messenger RNA. RefSeq lists its product as uncharacterized. The coding region runs from base 141 to 1556 and encodes 471 amino acids. Lineage: Eukaryota; Metazoa; Chordata; Aves; Passeriformes; Fringillidae. The record is from RefSeq and is a predicted model, not a curated record. The transcript is spliced from 8 exons.
GAGCGGGCACCGGCGGGGCGGGACGGGGGGACUGCCGGGAGAAGACGGACACGGGCGGGGCGGGAGAACGGCCGGAACAGAGCGGGCACGGGCGGGGCUCUCCGGUUCUCCCUGGUUCUCCCCGGCGGUUCCGAGGCGCGAUGAUGCUGCCGGAGCCGCAGGCCGGCUCGCCGGACUGUCCUGACCUGCUGCAGCACGUCCCAGCGCUGCCCUCGCCGUCCACCCCGCUUUACCUCAGCUUCUUCGAGGAAGAGUGUCGCUCCAUUGCUGCCCGCCUGCGCCUCGGGGCGGCCGCGGAGCCCUCGCCGGGCCUGGGAGAGCUCAGCGGGCUGCAGCCCAAGACCCUCGGACCCGCCACUUCUACUCCGCUGCCCUUACCGAGCCACGGGCGGGUCCCAGACUCGAGCGCGGGCGAUUCCGAGGCUUCUGCUGCCCCUAGCCCGGCCCCGGCCCCAGGGGAGCCCGGGCGCCUCCCGCAGCCCGCGGCCUGCGGUGGCCCCGGCGCCUGCCCCGCUCGCCUGCCCACUCUGUCCCGGCUGGCGCGGCGCAGUCCCGGACAGCUCUCCGGCGGCGGCCCCAGCACCCCUGCCCGCUCCCCGGCCCGCGGCCGCGCCAGGCUCGCGCUCCCCCGCACACGGGCCUGGCUGGGGCUGCAGCUCCCCGCGGCCGGCACGGGGCGCGGCGCCUGGGAAACGCGGCUCCUGCGGCCCCCAGGGACCAGGCUGAAGCUGACAUCGCCUGCUAGGUCCAGGCUUCAACGUGCCCGCGGGGCUUUGCAGCAGGCACAGCCUUCCAGCCUUCCCAAACUCGCCCCACCGGACAGAGGGAAGAAAAGUAAUUCUGCACCUGCCAGUUGCCUCGCGCGAAGCAGGGAAGCACCUGCUGCCAAGGUUGGGAGUUGUAAACAACCCUCCUCAAAGCUUCCUACAGGAAUUCCUACUGUGGCUUCCCGCUCCUCACUGCGGCCUCUGGAAAAAGUGAUUUUGUCCAAGCAUUUAUGCCUCAAUAAAGAAUCAACUAGAGAGGAGCUGGUGUGCAAUAGGACCCAAGAGCUGAAGGAAAAUGAUGAGAGCAAAGAAAGGCUGGUUGCAGCAAGCAUUGUCUUGGGAGCAGGUAGAAAUAACCAGACCUGGGAGUAUGUGGAGUCCUCUUUGUCCAGUGAGUUGUCCUCUGGCCUGACUUCAGGGUGUGAAGAUGCAGUCCCUGCUGAGCAGUCUGCAGGUGAUCAGCUGUCCCAGGAACUGGAGCGUGUGAAGAAAGAGCUGGAACGAGUGAAGGGCGAGCUUGCUGACAAGACUGCCCAGUGUGAAGUCUAUCAGCAGACAAUCUCCUCCUUGCAGGCUCAGCUCAGAGCAGCAGGGCUUCUGGCUCCCUUUAUGGGCUGGAGCCAUCUCCUACCCUCCUUUGAUGCUGGCUAUGUGUGCCUUGCCACUAUUUGCCUUCCUGCUGCUCCUGUUGAGACACGCACUUGGCUUGUUCUGUGCCUCUGCCUGCUCCCAGCCCUGAGCCUGUGCUGCUGGAUCAAGGCCCUGGAUGAUGGGAGUGGGGAGCAGUAAGACUGGCAGGUGAGGAUGGGACGCUGGGAAGACAUAUGUGGAGCUGCACGUGAGGUUUGGGAGCUGGAAAUGUUCUGGUGUCCUGAUAAUGCUCCUUUCUGGAAACUGCCUCCCAACGCCUGAUGUUGCAAUAAGGUUUCUGGAAAUAGGGAAAUAAUGUAAUCUGCCCCCUCACUGUUCUGGGUACCCAGUGUCUGCUUGUCUGGGACAGGGUGACCCUGCUUGGAGUCCUGCUAUGACCGUGGUGCUGCCGAUCCUGAGAACAUUCUCGGCGAUGGUGCUGCCCAGGUGGGUCCUUGCUGGCAGCCCUGGAACGAGUGGAACUGUCUGAGUAGUGACCUUACUUCGUCAUGGGGUCAGGGGCGCUGCAGUUCCUCGAUUCUGAGAAGCGGAGGAAGAGCUUGCGUCACUUCCAGUUAGAAGCAUGAGCUGGUGUUUCCAUCACCGCAUACUCCCGCCCGGAGGAUGUGGGGGAGGCAGCCGCCUGGCACUCCCGCCUGCCCUGCUCUGCAAGAGACUGAAAAGCUUUUUGCCUCUAUAGCGCCAAUGCCGGAGCAGGGCAUUGCCGAUGAUGCCGGCGAGGGGCUGGCUUCCCUCUCCGAGCUGCCACUUUGAAUGGGCGCUCACGACACGCAAGCACUGGAUUGCACCAGGCGCGGCCCGCCGACGAGCGGGUCCCAGCUUGAGUGCUGGACAGGAUGGUGCUGGCCCCUGCCUCGCUCCUGGCUGCCGAACAGUUCUCCCAGGACUGGCGUUUCCCAUCACUUAGUGCCUGUUGCUCCCAGGACUGAGGGGUGUAGCGGAGCGCACGGAGGUGGGGGAGAAUCACCGCACAAGCCGCGGGCGGAGCUCCGCUCGCAGCCCCUGUAGCGGGCUGGCCUCUCCUCCUCGCCUCGCUCCCCGCCGCGGGGGCCAAGGCCGGGGCAGGCUCGGUUCUCAUGGCACAGUUGGACUCGGGGGAUCCUCAGCCUCUCCCUCCGUGGCGUUCC